Lingula anatina is the source of this 1466-nucleotide messenger RNA. RefSeq names its product monoacylglycerol lipase ABHD6. Gene Ontology annotation, biological process: acylglycerol catabolic process. Lineage: Eukaryota; Metazoa; Brachiopoda; Lingulata; Lingulida; Lingulidae. The record is from RefSeq and is a predicted model, not a curated record. Gene Ontology annotation, cellular component: membrane. Gene Ontology annotation, molecular function: monoacylglycerol lipase activity.
CCCACAAGCCGGCAGAAAUGGCAUAGCAUGACAGCUGAGCCUCAUAGUACAAUACAGAGAUUGAGUGAUGGCCAAAGUGGUAGCACUGACAUCUCUCACUGCCGUUGUUCUCACGGCUGCUGGAAGACUCCUCUACAGACGAUGGUUUCAUACGCCGGCAAAUUACGUUAGGGAGUUAAACAGACAAUAUUAUAAGGAAGCCGGGGUCGAAGCGAAGAGACAACAAGUCGGACCACACAAUUUCGCUUACCUGGAGAAGGGGACACCGACCACAGAACGACCGUCACUCCUGUUUGUCCACGGCUUUACAGGAGAGAAGGAGAACUGGCUGUUUGUUUUAAAGCGUCUCCCGGCCGAACGGCACGCCAUUGCUGUAGACCUACUGGGUCAUGGCGACAGUACAGAUUAUCCAGAUGAUCCCAGCAUUCGAAAUCAAGCACAGACGGUCAAAAAGUUUGUGGACACGGUGGGUCUGCAGAAGCCAUUCCUUAUCAUUGGUCAAUCCAUGGGCGGAGCUAUUGUUGGGAACUACGCCGCCAUGUACCCGGAAGAUGUCGCCACUGUCACCUUACUGUGUCCAUUGAUGAAGACGCCGACUCCCAGCACCAUGAUUGCGGACGCCAAGGCUGGGAGGACCACGGCCUUACAAGACGCCUUCAGUCCCGAGGCCGUCCAGUAUAUGCUUGACCAGUGUUCCGUGGAAAAACGAGAAUAUCCACGCGUUCUCUUGGAAGGCAUAGCAGAGUUGAGAAGGCGGCAUGAAGCUUUUUUCGGCAAAUUGUAUUUUGCGCUGGGGAAGCAUGAGAACCGGACAGCACUGGAGACCUCUCUUCCCAAGAUAACGGUCCCCGUUCAUGUCCUUUGGGGUGACCAAGACCAGAUCGUUCACGUCUCAGGUACGGAAGUCAUAGAAAAGGUGUCUCCCAGGAGCAAGAUAACGAUAAUAAAGAACAAGGGUCACUCUUUAAACGUUGAAUGUCCGCAAAUUGUGGUGGACAGCGUUCUGGACUCUACACGUGGCACAACACCCAAGUCUUCCCUAUAACGUCACUGGAGCCAACAAACACGCUUCUUAGGUACACGUACCCUCUACAGGGGCUGCAGUUUUUUCUUAUGUGGACAGUUUCUCUGAUGCGUACAGCACAGAGAAUAAACGUCAAUUUAACCAGAGACAUAUCUGUGGAUAUAUAGUGAAAAUUCAAUCUGUGGCCCUGGUAGAGGGUACGUAACAGGUGCAUGACGCACUCAUACUUACAAUGUACGUUUAUAUAACUGAUUGCUUCAGUUAAUGUUAAAAAAUUCCAAUGACAGGCUCAAUAGCUGAAGGUGUCUUGUGAGAUACUGCUCUUGAAAAUCAUUUAUUAUAUUGUCUAGUCAUUCAAUCAUUUCAUUGUUAUUUUAUGAACCCACUCUUAGACUAUAGCUACAUGUAUAUUACUUCAACAUUCCACCUACGAUCCUGUAAG